UUGUUGUGUUGUGAUUUGCUGAGGACUUUACCUUUCUGCCUCUCCUGCUGUGGGGGGUGUUGGUAUAAAUGUGUGAGAGGAUAUCUGGCGCCUUAAUGUGGCCUCUUCCUCUGAGACUGUCAGUCUCUCCCUCGAAGAACCUGAGAAAAGCAGACAGAAGCAAGCGGGAGGUUCUGCACGGAGGAGAAACGAGAUGCCAGAGACAUCCGGUGAGAUUGUGAGAUGUGAAGAGGACCAAAUUCAGCCACAACGUGACAGGAUCAAACAGCCACCUCCUCCUCCUCCUCCACCUCCUCCUCCUUACACUAGGGACGUGGUGUCACCGCCCGCCACAGGACGUCAGUGUUGGGGCUCUAUGGAAGGCAUUAGGCAGAAGCAGCAGAGGCCAUCGGUGCUGCGUCAAGUUUCCCAAACAGCUUCCAGGAGACAACACGUACAUCCAGAUAGCAGUGCUGCCGUCUCUGUUUGCAAGGAAGAGGCGGAUGCGGGCCGUCUUCCCCAGUCCUCUUCACCACACAUGGGCUCCUCUACCAGGCAAAGCCACCUCUUCUUCCCCUUAAGGAGAGACAGGCCAAAGCAGAGCUCCAUUGAGACCAGGCUUCAUGACAGCAUCCCUGAGGGCACCAGUGCUCUGUUUGUGAGUGGCCUCUGCCGCUGGCCUGGCUGUGAAGCAGCAUCUGAAGAUUUCCCUAGCUUCCUAAAGCAUCUCCAUUCUGAGCACAGUCAUGGUGACCGAAGCAUUGCUCAGUGGAGGGUCCAACAAGAUAUUGUUCAGUGCAUGGAGAGUCAGCUUAUACUGGAAAAACAGAAACUCAUUGCGAUGCAGCUUCAUCUUCACCUCUCUGAACACAAGUGCCCUGAUUUGGCAGCAUCUGAGUGGCCGUACAGCCUUCCUCUGUUCCUGCCGAAGCCUCCAGUAGAUGGCGACAGAGUGCAGCAGUGGGGCAUUAAACAUCUGGAGGAGCUGUCCCAACAUGGCUACAGAGCUGCUGGCUCUGCCCACCUUCUGCCAGAUUUGGUCCCCAGUAUCGAAUGUUACAAAUACAACAACAUCCGGCCUCCGUACACCUACGCCUACCUGAUAAGAUGGUCCAUCCUGGAGUCUCCAGACAAACAACGCACACUGAACGAGAUUUACAACUGGUUCACGACCAUGUUCUUCUAUUUCAGACACAACACUGCUACCUGGAAGAAUGCAGUGCGGCACAACCUCAGCCUGCACAAGUGUUUUGUGCGAGUGGAGGGAGGAAAGGGAGCUGUGUGGACCGUGGAUGAGAUGGAGUACCAGAGAAGGAAAGGCCAGAAGUAUCACAGGGACUGCCCUGUGAAGUGGCUGACGUCUUACUCCCAGUUCUGCCCAGAAGACCCCUGAACGCAUCAGGAACACAGACCUGCAGGAAGAACUGAAGAGAAAUGUUUUUAUUCUGUACCGUUUUCCCUCAGCUGUCACAUACAGAUGUGUUGCAGGCUGCACAUGUAGCAGGUGUUGUAUUCACUGAUUUCUAAAAACGUGUUGCAAAAUAAACAGUGCCAUGCCUA
Molecule: messenger RNA, 1539 nt
Organism: Micropterus salmoides (largemouth bass)
Lineage: Eukaryota; Metazoa; Chordata; Actinopteri; Centrarchiformes; Centrarchidae
Product: forkhead box protein P1-like
Exons: 13
Coding region: 194-1372 (392 amino acids)
Biological process (GO): regulation of transcription by RNA polymerase II
Cellular component (GO): nucleus
Molecular function (GO): RNA polymerase II cis-regulatory region sequence-specific DNA binding; DNA-binding transcription repressor activity, RNA polymerase II-specific
Source: RefSeq, a predicted model, not a curated record